AGGGUUUGUUUGCAUUUGAAAUGAGAAUGAAUGUGUUAAAAAUGAUAAACUGAGUACUGGAUUAGCAAUCCAGGCUAGGGUUUUAUCGCUUUCUUUUCUCUAUCGGUCACCUCUUUACAAGCAUGAAAUUAAGGCCAACGGAAAUUAAGGCCAGUGCUGUGUUUAAAAUAUAAACUGGAUAUUUAUAAAAGCAGUUUUACAGUUUCGACCAGGCUAUCAAUUUUCCUUGAACAAAAUGACUUUGAGAACUACUAAGAAUAUGACGGAUGUGCUAACAUUUACGUCCUGACUAUCCCGGUUCAGCGCUUCCGUUUAAACGUUAUUGAUAGACAUCUUCAGCACAAACCAUGCGGUGUUUGCGCCACGCUACAGAGUGCUCGGUUGACAAUGGAAGGUGUUAACACUAGUAGAUUGCCUCCGAUUGUGCGGUUCCAGGUCGGCGGGUAUGCCACUGAGAGAGAACCACCGGAGCGAAGCUGGGCAAGGAUCCGAACAUGCUUGAUCGACAACCCUCGAGAUUCAGGCCAAAAUAAGCGGCAGGAGGUUUGGACUUAUCACAAAAAGAACAGAGGUGUUUUAAGGUCGUUAGUCAAAAGUUUGCCCAACAUUCCGUUCCGAAUAGGUAGGAAUAAGAAGAGACGAAGCCAAUCGGAUCACGAUUUGACUUCGAAGAAUGACAAGAGCGAAUCUUUCCUUCCAAAGAUUUCUCCGAUCGGCAUCGAUUCGCAGGCGAAAAAUGGCAAAGUGCGACCCUUAGGAACAGUGAACAAAAGCGAUGAAAUAAUUCAUACGGGGAAACCAAAGAGCCAGAAGAACUUAGAAAAUAGUGUGAUACAACGGAUAUGUACCCCCACUGACGACAUUAACGAUAUUGAUGCAGAAGAUGUAAAUGGACAAAAUAGAAUCGAGGACAGAGGGAAGUGUGAAUCUCGGAUACCAAAAUUACCGGUAUUAAAACAGCCUCUUAGUAAGUCCAAGGUUGUUUCGUUUUCUACGAACGAUCUACACAAAUCUCCACAAAUUGUUGAUAGUAGAAGUGCUUCACCGUCUUCAAUUUCAAGCAAUGACUCUCAAAAUUCCAGAAAAGGUAUCGGAAAUGUGAAUUUCGGACAUUCUAGUCAACACAAAACGGAGCCAAUUCCGAGGUCACUACUCGACAUCAUUACUGGGAACUUUUUAUCAGACGCACGAAUAAUGGGCGAGAGAACAAAAAGAGACCGAAAAACCGGCACCGUGGAGACGGCGACAUUUCCGGGAGCUGGCGUGGAUAAGGAGUGGUUUAAGAAGGUAUUGGGUGAUAAGGAAAUCAUAGACAUGUCUAAUUACGAAAACUUCGCCAGAACCCCUAGAAACCGUCCCAUCAGCGAAUCUGUGCAGAAAAGCCUAAACGUUCUUAGCAACAGUAACUAUGCAGAGCGGAAAGCAAAAAUUGUCACAUCUCGAAGCCCUCUGAAAGUUCAGUUUGAUAUUCCCUCGGAGGAGCAGCCUCUGGUGAAACCGUCAAACACCACCCCAGUCAACAAACUGGCGGGAGAACCGAUUGCAGCGUACCAGAGAUCAACAAAUUCACCCAGUUAUUUCCCCCUGUUCAGUCGAGAUGGAACACCAAUGCGCAAAAUUGGAGGACCACCUAAAACUAAGCAACAGCCUGCCUCCAAAUUAAAAAUUUCGUUUCCAAACAGUGCUCCAAUUCAAGAAGAUUAAAAGUUCGUCUCACAAUAUCUGAAUAUUUUCUGUUGACCUCGUUAUUGUUUUGCUGUGAAUAUUGUUACGCGGCUUCGUUUCCAAACAGUUAUGGGUCUUGUUUUGCUGCUUCUAUUCCAAACAGUGCUCUAAUGAAAUGAAGUUUAAAAUAUUUACAAUUUCUCGUAAACUGCUUACAUUAUGCUCUGAAUAUCUGUUGACAUGGUUUAUAUGUUGUCACAUAAUUAUUUCAAUAACACACAUGAAGGAAUUCUUAUUUUAUUUUUGCAGGUAAUUAAAUUAUGUUAAAAGUAUUUUUCAAAUUCAUGUACAUUAUGCGUACAGUUUACAAUUAAGUUUAUGUCCAGCAAA
This is a messenger RNA of Ostrea edulis (European flat oyster), 2055 nucleotides long. RefSeq lists its product as uncharacterized. The coding region runs from base 388 to 1704 and encodes 438 amino acids. The record is from RefSeq and is a predicted model, not a curated record. Lineage: Eukaryota; Metazoa; Mollusca; Bivalvia; Ostreida; Ostreidae. The transcript has 3 exons.